This is a messenger RNA of Anoplopoma fimbria (sablefish), 7152 nucleotides long. It is a transcript of the gene zdhhc5a, whose product is annotated as zinc finger DHHC-type palmitoyltransferase 5a. The record is from RefSeq and is a predicted model, not a curated record. Gene Ontology annotation, molecular function: palmitoyltransferase activity. NCBI's taxonomy places the organism in Eukaryota, Metazoa, Chordata, Actinopteri, Perciformes, Anoplopomatidae. Gene Ontology annotation, biological process: protein palmitoylation.
AGAUGAAGUGUUGAGGUUAAUAUUGAAUACAGCAACCUCUGUGUUUUAUCAAUAUAUACAAAGCAAUCCAAAUGAACAAUUCAGGAGGCCGCUGAUCACCACUGAAUCCUGCUUUCAAGGUUGGAGAAGGAUACUUCAAACCUGAAAAACCUGAAGCUACUAGCAAUCUCCAUCUUCCGCACAUAAAAGGCCCAGUUUUUCACAUUUUUGUCGAGGUCAUUUUUAGGACAUUGCUCCAGAGAGGCUGUGGGAGGGUUUUAUCCAAGCCUCGGAGCUCUCCGCUGGGGAAGGAAGCAAAGGAAAGGCCCUGGAAGUCCCUGGAGAAGAGGGCAAACUUGAAAACGGACCUUAGCUGGAAAGCUGACGGUUACAUAACUAACAUGCACGGUCUUCCACUGACACAGUGGAACAAGGAGAACAUGAUUGGUUAUAUGUUGCCAUUGCUGGCUGAUGUAUGAGACAAUAAUACACAUAACCCCGGGCGCUCCAGAUUGACGCUGUAAUUUCAGCUCUUUUCCAAACAAUUCAUUUACAUGGAUACCAAUGGAUGUUCUACUGGCUUUCCCUCCAGAUGUUUUGGAAAGAACCACACCACCACCACCACCUCCUGCUUUUUGUCUUCCAAUCACAUCCCUGAUGCAGCCGGCAGGUGAGCUGGUGUGAAUCAGCCACCUGCAGCGUUUAGGGAUGCCCCGACACAGGAAAACCAGGCUACUCUACUGGCCCGUUUACAGACUGCUGUUUCUAAUAAGAGUCCUGGACUGAAAGCAAGUUGUCUCCUUCUCUAACAGAGAGCAAGGGCUUAUCACUUUUUAUUUGCAAAAACUUUUUCUCACAUUGCUACAGCUGCCCUAACUGCUUAUCUUUGGGUGCUAAACACUUUAGGUUGACGUGAUUCGCACACAUUUUGCUUAUCAACAACAAGCCCAUUUCCAAUUUCAGGUCUUGCCUUUCUUUUUUUUCUGUUCAAGCUUUCUGCUCCAUUUUCUUUUCAGCCUCAUUUCAUUUCCUCCAGUUUCUUUUCGUCUUUCUGUAAGUUCAUCUCCUACCAAAACAGCCUACCUCUGCCAACUGUGGUACCUCACUAAACUCCCAUCUAUACACCAGUCAAAUCAAACUGAGCGAGUUCACUUCAUCAGUUCAGCUUAAGUUCCCCGUUUGUCAGGAUUGGAUUGGACUUCCACUGCACCAAAUCGUUUAAGGAGUGUUUUAAUGGAAGGGUCCAAGUAGUGUUUCUAUAUCUCAAUAACAGCCAUGUUUUGUUAAUUGCACUAUUAUCAUGUUCUUCACUAAGCCUUUAUUUGCCUUCCUAUCAUAAAGCAGACGUCCGGUUUAUAGGCUGAUUUUACUCAAAUGGAGACAGACCAGUCAGAACUAUCAGUUUAUAUUGGCUUGUAUAAGUAAUUGAUUGACAUGUUGGGUAGAACAGAGUGAAACCAGUGUUGUGUAUUUACCUGCAACUCUGCGGCUUAUUUCUUCAUCCCACCUUCCCACCUGUUUUCUGGCUGACAGAAAAAAAAGGCUUUUACAUCAGAGUGACUUGUGGGCUUAUUUUAAUCUCUCUCACACACACACACACACACACACACACACACACACACACACACACACACAGUCGAUCUGGAUUGACCUAAGAACCUAAGACGACAAGCGAUCGCUCCUCCUCCCGUGUCAGUGUGGUGAAGAGUGUUUUCCACUCGUCCACGUGAAAGAGGAAGCCCCCCUCAUUUAUCCCCCCAUCCCUUUUGUAUCUGUCCUUUUCAUUUUUUUAUUUUUUUUUGCUAAUCCAUCAUUUCAUCCCCCAAACUACAAAUCCACACAAUACCCCAGACCCAAAGAAACAUAUUAACUCUGAGUGAUAAAUUCCACGGCAUAUAGCAGUUGCUGAACCGACUCACACACCACUACACAAAGGAAGUGAUGCCAGGAGGUAGCAGCAAGAGUGGAGGGCGGGGUCCGUCCUCGUCACCCCUCCCCCAUACAGUGGUCCCGCCCACCAGACCCCUGAGACCCUCCCGCUACGUCCCGGUGUCGGCAGCCACCUUCUUCCUUGUUGGCUCCACCACGCUCUUUUUCUGCUUCACGUGUCCGUGGCUCUCGGAGCGUUUCUCAGUAGCCGUGCCCAUCUACAAUGGAGUCAUCUUCCUGUUUGUUUUGGCUAACUUCUGCAUGGCCACAUUCAUGGACCCCGGCAUCUUCCCGAGAGCUGAGGAGGACGAGGACAAAGAGGAUGAUUUUCGGGCUCCCCUCUACAAGACUGUGGAGAUCAGAGGAAUCCAGGUCAGGAUGAAGUGGUGUUCAACCUGCCGCUUCUACAGGCCGCCCCGGUGCUCGCACUGCUCCGUCUGUGACAACUGUGUCGAGGACUUCGACCACCACUGUCCCUGGGUAAACAACUGCAUCGGCAGGAGGAACUACCGCUACUUCUUCCUCUUCCUCCUGUCUCUGACAGCUCACAUCAUGGCCGUGUUUGGCUUUGGCCUGCUCUUCAUCCUCUACCAUCGCCAAAACGUCGACCGGCUGCACGCCAUCGUCACGCUGGCUGUAAUGUGUGUUGCAGGCCUGUUCUUCAUCCCUGUUGCUGGCCUCACUGGUUUCCACAUAGUGCUUGUGGCCAGAGGCAGGACUACCAACGAACAGGUAACAGGGAAGUUCCGAGGAGGCGUUAACCCCUUCACCAAUGGCUGUUGGAAGAACGUCUCUCAUGUCCUCUGCAGCUCACAGGCACCCAGGUAUCUGGGCAGAAAGAAGUGUGUGCAGAGUGUGUGUGUGCAGCCUCCCUUUCUGCGGCCACAGCUGACAGAGGCCCAGCUGGCUGCAAAGAUCCUGGACAACGGCAUACAUGGAGACCUGCACCGGUCUAAGUCCAGUCUGGAGAUGAUGGAGAGCCAGUCAUGUGACGCUGAGCCUCCUCCUCCUCCUAAACCAGAGCUCCGCUACCCUGGAAUCACCAGAGGAAACACAGAGGAGUGCAGUCUACUGAACAAAGCCCCUCCCACUCCCACCAUGUACAAAUACAGGCCGACCUACAGCCCCGGCAAGAACCACACAGCGCUCACACACGCUUAUGCGAACCAGUUAAGUCGAGGCGAGAGUGUUGGCAGUGCCAGGGACUCUUCCUCCUCCACCUCCUCCCUCCUUCAGGCCAGCCAGCAGCCUGGUUUCCGCUCCCAGCCCAGCCUGGACCGGAGGGACGCUUCAUCUGACAGAGUGGGAGUGGGAGGAGGCAGGGAGAGGAGGGAGGGGAGAAGAGAGGUGGGGGGGGGAGGCAUCCCUGGCUACUCCCUGGGCGGACGCUCGUACCCCUCCUUCUCCGACCCCACGGUCCUAUCAGGAGUGGCCUCACGAACUUCCAGCUCCACGCACACCUCAGCGGGCGCCGUCCACGUCUCCGAGGCAACCACCGCCUCGGCCAGCUUCAAGAGCUUAGCCAAUCAGACGCCCCCGCCUCACCACCCGGCCCGCAACGGGAGCCUGUCAUAUGACAACUUACUGGCAGGUGGUGAUGAUUUUGAAAAAGGGGUAGUGGCGGGUUCAGCAGCCCCUGAGGUUUCCUCUGGGAGACCCUGCACGCCAGCAGCAGGCGGCUACAACUCCCCCUUCCUGUCGUCGCAGCAGAGAGAAGCUGAGAUGCACUCCCAGUCCGCCCAGUCGCCCCAUCACUACCACCGCCCAUCCCACCACCACCAACACUCCUUUCUCCAUCGCUCCUCUUCCUCCACUUCGUCCUCCCCGCCGCCUCCUCCAGAGAGGGAGCGCCUGCUAGCGGAGCUCCACCCUGGCUCCCACCCACCCCCGGCCAAUCACGCCUCGGCUCCCCCAUCUUCCUCUGCCCCGCCUCCCCCACAUCAUCACCACCACCAUCACCACCACCACCACGGCCAUCAUCACCACCACCAUUCCUCCUCCUCCUCUUCCUCUACCUCCCGCCCUCCUCGCUUCGCUGCCCCUCAUGCACCUCCCCACCAUGCCUAUCCCUAUCGGACCCGCUCCACUGACACCCCUCUGGGAGCCUCCUCCACCUCCACCACCCACCCUCCCCGCUCCCCACACCCUCCACCUCUGGGCAAGUCGCUCUCUUACUCGAGUGCCGCCGCCGCUGAAAUGCAGUACCGGCUGGUCCGAAAGGCUUCUGCGUCAGCCGGAGCGAAUGCGGCGGGGGUGGGAGGAGGGAGGAGGAGGAGGAGGAGGAGGAAGGGAGGGAUGGGAGGAGGAGGAGGAGGAAUACAAGCGCCAAAGGAUGAGCUGAUCCAGAUGAAACCUCUGAGUCGGACCAACGGCGGCCAGCUCUUCUCCUCCACCUCCUCUUGCUCCGCCCCUUCCUCUCCCUCUCACCCAGUCAGAGUGUCCGCCCGGCCCGGAUUGAUCUAUCCCAGCUCUGCAUUGACGCAGAGUCCGGCCCACAAGCCUCAGGGCGGCGGGGUGAAGAAGGUCACGGGCGUCGGGGGCACCACCUAUGAGAUUUCUGUCUGAGUGGCAUCCAGCCUCACGCUCGGCCACCAAUCGGACCAAGAGGAGAUGUUGCUGCCUCCUUCUGCCAUUGAGGGAGAGAUUUAAGACAACGAACCACUGACCGACUGUAGACCUGGACAUAAUAUCUUUAUCCAGAUCUCGCUCCUCGUUGGCCCACUGACUGUAGAGCUAAACUGUGCUGGAACUGCCCUGCCUCUAUCCAUCCUCCUCAGUAACUGAGAGCAAGACCUGCACUGAUGUAAGUCAGGACGACCUGCUACUUGGCCAUGAAAGUCUGUUUUCUGGGAUCUCACUGGACCAAACAGGAACAACAAUGUGGGUUUUAUCCUCACUGUAGCUCAGCAGACAGCACCAUGGACUAGUUUGCUCUGGUCUGGGUGUUACAUUAUACAAGUGUCGCAGCGCAAAGCAUUACCACUGCCAGGGUGAGGAGUUUGAUCCCCACUGGGGCCACCAGAGAGCUCUGGAUCGGCUGUGAGUCCAAUCAGCACUUUUUGACUGAGGCUGCAUUUGGGUCAAUAUUGGUGCAGAUGUUUAAUAUUCUAACAUUUCACCAUUUUCAGGCUCACAUUUGAAGCAUCAUCGCACACAAAAACCCGUCGAAUUCAAAGUCAGGGCUUCCCAUAGAACAGCAGUUUGGUGUAAACUACAUGUGGGAUCAGCCGCCUCAGAUGAAGUCACAACAGCAUCCUCCAAAUGGAGUGAUUUCAUUGGACCAUGAACACAAGUGGCAUUGUUGUGAUGCGUGGCGUCAGUAAAGCAGCCCGGGCAGAGACUCCGGAGCCUGUGGCCCCUCUCCUGGAGGCCGGCGUGCCCCACAGGAGGUCAGUAGGAUCUAUUCUGGACUGUGACCAUCUAGCAAUCGACGUUGCUGCGUGAAUUGACUUGCCUUUUGAUGCGGGGGUGAGAAGUGUGACAUUGAAAAGAAACAAAAGUGGUGAUUCCCUGUUUCUUUGAUUCAUUUGUUGAUUUAUUCCUAGAUGUGAAUAUGAUUCCAUGUUUGUACAGAAUGAUGUGAUUUUUUUUUUUUUUAAGUGGCGUUCGGACUGCAGCAUGCACUACUAUUACUACUAGCCACUAUAGGCCACUGUGUUCGGCUGUGGACCAAGUGGUCUGUUUGAACAAACGGGACGGGAGGAAACUAAAGUGAACAAGGAAAUCAUGUUUCAGCCUUGUGUUGUCAAAGGGGACAAGGCUGACCUCUAGAGAAUUCAUUCCUCGAGCAAUUGCCUUGAAAAUUAAAGUGUUUUUAUUUUAUUUUAUGUCACCUAUUUAAUUGGAAAUUGUUUUAUAUGAAUUUAUAUGGAAAUAUAGCUAUUGAUAAAUGAAGAGUUUUUAAUAUUGACUGAAAAAAGGUUUGAGUUGUAAUCUCUCAGACCGGACGCCUUAUUUCAAACAUGGUCUCACAGUCGGAUUGCAUCUUCAGUAAUGAUUUCAGUCGUGACUUCUCUGAAGAGAAUAAAGCCACUGGCCCCAAUACUGUCUUUAGACUACGUGUUCAAACUGGAGACCACAUAAGUGAACGUCCUUGUGGUCUCCAAACUAAUUUGAAUUAACUUUUUUGAAGUGUGGCAUGUGGGAAAUAAAUUCACCAUUAAGUCAUUAAGGCUGCUAGUCUGAGUAAAAAUGUGUUUAAUGGUAAAAAAAAAAAAAAAGUUGUGAUGAUGUAGUGGACACUUGUAAAGCAGUGCACCAAGUCUUCCUUCUCCCUGCUAAACAUCGACUGUGCAUUGUUUGCUAAAGAUUUCAAGUCCAAAAACUCUUUCAAAUUAUUCAAAUAAUUCAAAAACAUACAGCUGCUUUUUGAAUUUCACAAAUGUAUCCGAGUGCUUUAUGGGAGGAAGUCUAGCUCUUUGUGUGGCCAUCUUGUUUCAUUGCCCCCCCCCCCCAACAGUUGUUGGUUAGAGACCCGCUUACACAGAUCCAUAUGGGAACGUCGCUGUGUCCAUGUACGUGACUACGCUCGCCUCAACGCGACCUGCCUCAUCGGACAGGUUUGGUAGUCAAAGGAGCGGCUGUAAAACGGUGGAUAAACACAUUUCGUGUCCUAUAAGUUAUUUAAAAAGGUUUAUUUCAAAGCAGCAAAAUCAUGAAAUGUGUUUUCAUCAGCAGUAACGUAACAGGAGACAGUGAGCAGGUCUCAGCUGAGAUCCCAACGUGAGCUCCAUCUCACAGUUCAUGUGUUCUGGAAUGAUCGAAUGACAAAAAAACACAUUGAAAAUACAAGUAAUGACAUAAUGGUAACAUGUCCAAGUAUGACUUUACAAGGAGCCUGUUUUCUCUGGAGUGUCACCUUAAAUCUCCAUCUUUGGCCAUGUUGUCUUUGUGUCCAGUCUGGGACUCAAACAGGGACACCACAGGUCCACAUUAUAACCAGUUAUGGUCAAAAGGGUAAAGCACACAUGAAGAGAGUCCCAUCUCUGAUCUAUGACAUGACAAGAAAGGGAAAGUCUCUAUUUCAUUUCAGCUUCGAUUUUGGGAUUUGGCUGUGAUUUGAGGACAGUAACUCAGAACGGUAGAUGAAGAUGAGCUUCUUUGCCUGUGUUUGUUUAGGACACGGUUGGGAAACAGACAUUAAUUAAAGACAUGACAAAUAUGUGUGCUGUACAGCUGUGUUGUGUGUGUGUGUGUGCGCGUGUGUGCGUGCGUGCGCGUGCGUGGUGCAGGGAUGGAUUGAUA